UUUUAAAGUGCGCUGACCGGGAGAAAGUGAAGAGAAAGAAAGUGACCAUCGAAGAAUACAAAUAAUCUACACUGAAAGCGUUAAGGUGCUCUUACACUUAGUUUUUUUUUGUAUACACUUUCGUACAUAUAUCUUUUUAUAUUUUUAUUGUGAAGAAAACUGGAGUACAGUAUAGUGAAAAAAUAUCAAAAAGUAAAAGAAAACAAUGAAGAUAAGUUGACAAUAAUUGUGGUUUUUGUAAAAUGAAUGGGUAACCCGCCCCGCUCCCUUAACAGCCAACCUACGCCAAGUGGUCGACCUCUUCGUCAAGGAGAAUGCUGAGAACCGCGAGCGUGUCCCAAUACAGAGGACUGAUCUUCCCGGGAGGCUUCAGCUAUGCGGACACUCUAGGAUCGGCCAAGGGCUGGGCGGCCAACAUUCUCCACAACCCCAUCCUUUUACCGCAGUUUCAGGCCUUCAAGCGCAGUGAAGAUGUUAUCUCGUUGGGCAUUUGCAAUGGUUGCCAACUGAUGACUCUUAUUGGAUUUGUGGGAUGUCCAGGCAGCGCGGUUGGUGUAGAUCCCGAUGUGGCCCUACUCCACAACCGAUCAGAGCGAUUCGAGUGCCGCUGGGCAACAGUGAGAGUUCCAUCCAAUCGCUCUGUCAUACUCGGAAGCAUGAAAGAUCAAAUUCUAGGCUGUUGGGUGGCUCACGGAGAAGGUCGCUUUGCAUUCCGAGAGGAGAAGCUCAUAAGCAUACUGCAGUCGGCUGAGCUGGUGACACUGCAAUCUGUUGAUGAUACAGGCGAGCCCACUGAACUCUAUCCACUUAAUCCGAACGGCAGCCCUAGGGGAAUUGCUGGACUUUGCUCGACUGAUGGACGUCAUUUGGGCUUAAUGCCACACCCAGAGCGUUGCUCGGCUAUGAACCAGUGGCCAGAUGUUCCACCUUUUUUCGAGGUUUCCCCUAAACAGGCUGAGAGUCCUUGGCAGAUUAUGUUUAACAACGCAUACAAUUGGUGUGUUAAUUCGGAUUCAUAAAAAUCCUACCGGUAAAAGAAACAUAUACAUUCUACAGAACACGAAUUUGUCUACUAUUUUAAUACAAAAUACCUUUAACACCUGUAAA
This is a messenger RNA of Drosophila subpulchrella, 1107 nucleotides long. Its product is annotated as phosphoribosylformylglycinamidine synthase-like. The record is from RefSeq and is a predicted model, not a curated record. Bases 315 to 1019 code for a protein of 234 amino acids. NCBI's taxonomy places the organism in Eukaryota, Metazoa, Arthropoda, Insecta, Diptera, Drosophilidae. The transcript is spliced from 2 exons.